AUGACUCGAGUGGUAAUCUAUGCUCAAUAUGAUGGGGAAUGGAAGGAAGAGCAAGGGUUGUAUAAAUGGUCACCAAAGAAUAAGGAAGUUAUAUCUAUCAUUGUUGAUGACUCCAAUAUUACUUUUGAGGUGUUAUUGGAGAAAUUGUAUAAGAAGAUUGGGGAUUGUGGAGAGAACAAUCGUAGAGUUGCACUACGUGUGGAGCUCAUUAAGAGAGAAGAUAUGUGUGACAUGGAAGUUGAACGCAACAUGAAAGAAAAUGAACAAAGUUUAGUAGAUGAUUACUUUGACCGUGAAUUCUACUUUGAAAAUAAUAUUUGUGAUGCUGCUUCUGCACCAGUCGAAAGUGGUGUUAAUCUAGGUUGUGAACCUGUGGACCUUCUUAACAAAAAGACAAAAUCAUCAUCUCCAACUCCAAAUCACACUGACCCACUGAACUACUAUGAUUCACUGGACCACCAUGAUGAACAAAAUCAAGUCCCUAGUGAAGACACAUUUAGUUUCCCAGAUGGGUCAGAUUUGGCAAUUGGUCAAGAAUUCAAGAACAAAGAUGAGGUAAAAACUAAGUUGAACGAUAUUGCAAUAAAGGCUUGCUUUGAGAUGGAAAUUAAUAAAUCUACCAAGUCAUUAUAUGUGACAAAAUGCAUUGACAAGUCAUGCAAUUGGGCAGUGCGUGCAACAAAAGUUACCAACUCAGAGCGUUUCUCAAUACGAACUUAUUGUAACACUCACACUUGUUCCCUUAUUAGCCGGAAAAGAAAGCAUCGUCAAGCAAGUGCUGCAGUAGUUGCUAAUGUCGUGAGGUCAAGUUUCAAUGGUCAAAAAGAGACACCGAAGCCAAAAGCAAUAAUGACGAUUGUGCAGAACAAUCACAUGCCAAUAACAUAUUGGAAAGCUUGGAAGGGGAAAAAACUUGCAAACAACCUUCUUAGAGGUUCACUUGAAUUAAGUUUUCAAAAUCUUCCAGCUUACUUAUACAUGGUUCGAAAGAUGAAUCCAGGUACGAUCACGCAUUUGGAGGUGGAUGAAGAUUCUAAAUUCAAAUAUGUUUUCCUAGCAUAUGAAGCAUCCAUCAAAGGAUUUCGUUGUAUGAGAAAGGUUAGUGCGGUGGAUGGGACUUGGUUGAAGACCAAGUACAAAGGUGUAAUGCUCAUUGCAACAGCACAAGAUGGUAAUUUUCAUCAAUAUCCUAUUGCUUGGGCUGUGGUUGAUUCAGAGAAUGAUGCUUCAUGGUCAUGGUUCCUUACAAAGUUACAAGAACUUAUACCAGAUGAUAAUGAUUUAGUCUUUAUUUCAGAUAGAAAUCAAAGCAUCAUCAAUGGGGUGUCAAAUAUUUAUAGGAAGUCACAACAUGGGCAUUGUAGGUGGCAUCUGUCUCAGAAUAUUAAAGCACGUGUCAGAGUUAAAGGUGUCAUAAAAGUAUUCGAAGAAACUACCAAUGCCUAUAAAGUUUCUGACUUCAACAAACUCUAUGAUGAAUUGAAGAAUAGAUAUCCCGUAGCAGUGAAGUAUCUUGAAGAAUUAAUUCUCACACUUAGUAAAUGGGCGAGAACUCACUUUACAGGCUGUCGGUACAAUAUUAUGACUACGAAUGGUGCAGAAUCUAUUAAUGCAGCACUGAGGGAACCUAGAGAGUACCCUAUCAUUGCGUUGUUGGAGGCUAUGCAGGCAAAAGUAUCUGAGUGGUUCAACAAUCGCCGCAAUAUUGUGGCAUCUUUCAAUACAAAGUGUACACCUUUAACUCCAAAGGCAGAGAAUAUUAUUCCAAAAAGAUUCAAGAAAGCAUCGAAAAUGAAUGUGAAACAACUUAACCGAUUUGAGUAUGAGGUUACAGCAUCAUAUGAGCAAGUUAGAACAGAAGUGUAUGAUUUGUGCUCUAAUUAUUAUAAGUUGGAAACUUGGGCGUUGGCUUAUGUUGAUACCAUUUAUCCAGUCCCUCAACAAGAAGAUUGGGAUAUCAAUGAAGUUGAAGUACUGCCGAAGGUAUUGCCUCCAAAUGUCCCAAUCAAGCGUGGUAGAGCAAAAUUGAAAAGAAUCCCAUCAGUUGGUGAGGGAAAAAAAUGGAUAAAAAGGUGUGGUUUAUGCGGGCAGCCUGGUCACUCCAAAAAAACGUGCCCCUUACGAGCCACAACUUCUAAAUUGUAA
This is a messenger RNA of Humulus lupulus (European hop), 2145 nucleotides long. RefSeq lists its product as uncharacterized. NCBI's taxonomy places the organism in Eukaryota, Viridiplantae, Streptophyta, Magnoliopsida, Rosales, Cannabaceae. The coding region runs from base 1 to 2145 and encodes 714 amino acids. The transcript has 3 exons. The record is from RefSeq and is a predicted model, not a curated record. Gene Ontology annotation, molecular function: nucleic acid binding; zinc ion binding.